Messenger RNA from Suricata suricatta (meerkat), 2275 nucleotides. RefSeq names its product zinc finger and BTB domain containing 48 (gene ZBTB48). Lineage: Eukaryota; Metazoa; Chordata; Mammalia; Carnivora; Herpestidae. Gene Ontology annotation, biological process: regulation of cytokine production; negative regulation of transcription by RNA polymerase II; regulation of immune system process. The transcript is spliced from 11 exons. Bases 143 to 2206 code for a protein of 687 amino acids. The record is from RefSeq and is a predicted model, not a curated record. Gene Ontology annotation, molecular function: RNA polymerase II cis-regulatory region sequence-specific DNA binding; protein binding; DNA-binding transcription factor activity.
GCAGCGGCGGCGGCGGCGGCGGCGGCGUCUUCGUACGGUCGGCCGGGGACGUACGGCCCAGCCAGUUGGUCAGUGGGGUUGUGGAAGCGACGAGGUCCGGGGUCUGUGGGCCCGUCGCAGGGAGGACAGGCCCGGACGGACCAUGGACGGCUCCUUCAUCCAGCACAGUGUGAGGGUGCUGCAGGAGCUCAACAAGCAGCGAGAGAAGGGCCAGUACUGCGAUGCCACCCUGGACGUGGGGGGCCUGGUGUUCAAGGCACACUGGAGUGUCCUUGCCUGCUGCAGCCACUUCUUCCAGAGCCUCUAUGGGGAUGGCUCAGGGGGCAGUGUCGUCCUCCCUGCCGGCUUUGCGGAGAUCUUUGGUCUCCUAUUGGACUUUUUCUAUACUGGUCACCUCGCUCUCACCUCUGGAAACCGGGAUCAGGUGCUUUUGGCAGCCAGGGAGCUGCGGGUGCCAGAGGCUGUGGAGCUUUGCCAGAGUUUCAAGCCCAAAACCCCAGUGGGGCAGGCACCCAGUGGCCAGAGUGGGCUGGGGAAGCCUGCCCCCCAGAAUGUGAACAGCCACCUCAAGGAGCCGGCAGGCUUGGAGGAAGAGGACGUUUCGAAGACGCUGGGUCAGGUGCCCAGAGACCAGGAGAUUGGUGGCAGUCACAGCCCCGAGAGGCCCCAGCUGGGUCUCCAGGCCCAGACUGAGAGCCCCUCCUUCCACCGUGGGAAGCUCAAGCAAGCCUUGAAGAUUUGUCCCCCAGAGGACAAGGAGCCUGAGGAUAAAGCGGCCCCAAGACCCUUUGAGGCUGAAGGUGUCCAGCUGCAGGGCGGGAAUAAUGAGUGGGAAGUGGUGGUUCAAGUUGAGGAGGACGGUGAUGGUGAUUAUGUUUCUGAGACCGAGGCCUUGCCGACCAGGAGGAAAUCAAACACGAUCCGAAAGCCCUGUGCUGCUGAGCCAGCCCUGAGCACGGAUCCCCUGGCAGCCGAGCCCGCUGAGAACAGAAAAGGUACAGCGGUGCCGGUUGAAUGCCCCACAUGUCAUAAAAAGUUCCUCAGCAAAUAUUAUCUAAAAGUCCACAACAGGAAACACACUGGGGAGAAGCCCUUUGAGUGUCCCAAGUGCGGCAAGUGUUACUUUCGGAAGGAGAAUCUCCUGGAGCACGAAGCCCGGAACUGCAUGAGCCGCUCGGAACAGGUCUUCACGUGCUCCGUGUGCCAGGAGACCUUCCGCCGGAGAAUGGAGCUGCGGGUGCACAUGGUGUCCCACACGGGGGAGAUGCCCUACAAGUGCUCCUCCUGCUCCCAGCAGUUCAUGCAGAAGAAGGACUUGCAGAGCCACCUGAUCAAACUCCACGGAGCCCCCAAGCCUCACGCCUGUCCCACCUGUGCCAAGUGCUUCCUGUCCCGAACGGAACUCCAGCUGCACGAGGCCUUCAAGCACCGAGGGGAGAAGCUGUUCGUGUGUGAGGAGUGUGGGCACAGGGCCUCCAGCCGAAACGGCCUGCAGAUGCACAUCAAGGCCAAGCACAGGAACGAGAGGCCAUACGUGUGUGAGUUCUGCAGCCACGCCUUCACCCAGAAGGCUAACCUUAACAUGCACCUGCGCACGCACACGGGCGAGAAGCCUUUCCAGUGCCACCUCUGCGGCAAGACCUUCCGCACCCAAGCCAGCCUGGACAAGCACAACCGCACCCACACGGGCGAGAGGCCCUUCAGCUGUGAGUUCUGUGAGCAGCGCUUCACCGAGAAGGGGCCCCUGCUGAGGCACGUGGCCAGCCGCCACCAGGAGGGCCGGCCCCACUUCUGCCAGAUCUGUGGGAAGACCUUCAAGGCCGUGGAGCAGCUGCGCGUGCACGUGCGAAGGCACAAGGGCGUCAGGAAGUUCGAAUGCACCGAGUGUGGCUACAAGUUCACCCGACAGGCCCACCUCCGGAGGCACAUGGAGAUCCACGACCGGGUGGAGAACUACAACCCGCGGCAGCGCAAGCUCCGGAACCUGGUCAUCGAGGACGAGAAGGUGGUGGUGGUGGCACUGCAGCCCCCCGCCGAGCUGGAGGCGGGUUCGGCCGAGGUCAUCGUGGCGUCCCUGGCGCAGGGCGGCCUGGCCUCCCAGCUGCCUGGCCAGAGACUCUGUGCAGAGGAGAGCUUGGUGAGCUCGGGUGUCAUGGAGCCCUCGCUCAUCAUCACGGCAGCCAUCCCCGAGGACUGUGACACGUAGCCGCCCCGCUCCCGCCUGGCCCCAGCCCCCAAUAAACCACAGGGUUCUGGACUCCGUCGUUUUAGCCCA